Knipowitschia caucasica is the source of this 750-nucleotide messenger RNA. NCBI's taxonomy places the organism in Eukaryota, Metazoa, Chordata, Actinopteri, Gobiiformes, Gobiidae. The record is from the annotation of a GenBank genome assembly.
AUGAGAGUGAGGGUGCAGCAGGCUGCUGGAGGCGUGAGUGGGAAAACACCAUCCCAGGUGUACUACGACUGUGCUUCUUCUCCGGACGAUUUGGACUUUGGUCCUGGAGCUGAACUGACUGGCUCAGAAGAGGAUGAGCACAUCAGGGUCCCAGGAGCACCCCACCAGCCUGGGCACUGUUUGCAGUGGGCCUGCAAGGCCUGCAAACGCAAAUCAAGCUUUGUGGAUCGCAGAAGAGCUGCCACCAUGCGUGAGCGUAGGCGUUUGAAGAAGGUCAAUCACGCUUUUGAGGCUUUGCGCCGCUGCACCUCUGCAAACCCAAGUCAACGCUUGCCCAAAGUGGAGAUCCUCCGUAAUGCCAUCCAGUACAUCGAGAGUCUGCAAGAGCUGCUGAGGGAGCAGGUGGAGAACUACUACAGCCUCCCAGCAGAGAGCAGCUCUGAGCCAAGCAGCCCUUUGUCCAGCUGCUCAGAAGGAAUGAUUGAAGGCAACAGUCCAGUUUGGCAUCAGAUGAAUGCAAAUUACAACAACAGUUAUUCCUUUUCCAAAAUGGGUAAUUUAACGGAGAAGUCUGCGGGUGCCUCCAGUCUGCAGUGUUUAUCGAGCAUUGUGGACCGUCUGUCUUCAGUGGAGGCCAGUGCAGGAUCCACGUCUCUGCAGGACAUGUCCAGCUUCUCCCCCAUCAGCUCUGACUCACAGACCUCCUCACCAGACAGUCCCGGCACCAGACCAGUGUACCACGUUCUGUGA